Molecule: messenger RNA, 1365 nt
Organism: Arabidopsis lyrata subsp. lyrata
Lineage: Eukaryota; Viridiplantae; Streptophyta; Magnoliopsida; Brassicales; Brassicaceae
Product: N-alpha-acetyltransferase 40
Cellular component (GO): nucleus
Molecular function (GO): histone H2A acetyltransferase activity; histone H4 acetyltransferase activity; protein N-terminal-serine acetyltransferase activity
Source: RefSeq, a predicted model, not a curated record
CUAUCGAAUUUGAACGAAUACGACCAUUGGGCUGACGUCAUUUAUUAUUGUCGGAUCUGAUUCGGCUCCAAACCCGUUUGAUGGAUCCGUCUCCUACCGAAUCACUUCAGAGAGAGAGAUCAUCGGAGUGGCGAGCAAUGGAUUUGAAGAAACGGCGAAAGAUUUUGGAGAAGAAAAAGACGAUUCAUGACCUUAUUAAACGAGCUUCUUCCAUCGACGAUCCUCUUUCUCCGUUUGAUUCUUUCCGCCGUUACCGAAGAAACGACUUGUCUUUGUACCUGGAAUCUGGCCGUGGAGAUAGACUUUCCUCGUCUGUGAAGCAAUACAUUCAAAAGCUCUUGAAGACAAACAUGGAAGGGUUUUAUGGGUCUGAUUGGCCUAUACAAGCAAAGCUGAAGCGUAAGGAGAUGUCUUCCGCAGACGCACAUUAUAUCUUUGUGCGUGAGCUGCGUUUUGGUAAAGCCUAUGAAAUAUCUACUCGAAGAGCUUCCAUGGAACAGUGUAAUCAGAUAGCUGGAUUUGUGCAUUACCGGUUUACUUUAGAGGAAGAGAUACCUGUCCUUUAUGUGUAUGAAAUACAACUGGAAUCCCGUGUUCAAGGAAAGGGACUAGGAGAAUUUUUAAUGCAGUUGAUUGAGCUCAUUGCUUCUAAGAAUCGGAUGAGUGCUAUCGUGCUAACUGUUCUAACAUCUAAUGCAUUGGCAAUGACUUUCUACACGAGCAUACUAGGAUACAGAAUAUCAAGCAUUUCGCCCUCGAAAGCUAAUCUUCUGACUUUCUCGGCGAAGUAUGAGAUACUUUGCAAAACAUUUGAUGCCGAAGCUAAAUUUGUGUUGGAGAAGAAUGACGAAGAACCUACCAAAGAUUGAGUAUCAAGCAUGGAAUAGCACAUAUAGAUUCACUACCACAGAGGGUUGUGAUAGGAUGCAGUUAGAAAACAGACAGGUCCCGAUGAAGACUUGGUUCCUCUGAUGACUUGGUUCACACCAGAGAUAGAUACAGAACUCCAACAAUGCCUAGCAACUGAACAAGGCAACUGAAGUCCUUUCUGUUGCCAAAAUGACCAUUUUGAAACCCGAGUCCUCGCAACAAACCAGUCGUGUGCAACCAGCCUAGACUAUAUUUGGUAAGCUUUGAGUACUUCUAAGGUUUCUUCACCUUAUUGGGAAAUUGUACAGAGUUAUAUAUUAGGAGUUAGGACUAGGACUUAGUAGAUUGAAAACAAUUGUUGAACUGGGUUUUGAUAUUUAUGAAUCAGAGAGGUUUUUUCUUGUUUAAAACUGCCAUAAAUGUUGAAUCAUGAGUGGCUUGAACCUUAAUUUCUUGUAGACAGAGAAAUGUGAAAUAGAAAAUGAACUUGCGUAA